AUGGUUGUUGCGGAAUGUUCUGUUGAUGCCAAAUUUAGAGCUGCUCAAGAAUCUAAGAGAUCUCGGAUGAUAUCCCUAAAUAAGUUAGCUAACUCUGUAUCUGGUACGGUUUCUUCACAAGUUUUGAUUACUGAAUUUGUCUCGGACUCGGAACUAGAGGAUUCUAGUUUAAGAAACCGUGUUUUAAAAGGUAACUCGCCAAGGAAGAAUGCUGGUGUUACACCACAGCUAGUUAUUAAUUCCAGUAGACAAGUUAUUACUAUUGCAAUGGAGGGUGUGUUGGUGUCCUUUGUUCAUGCUAGUUGUUUUCCGGUUACGAGAAGAGGGUUAUGGCAACAACUCUCUUCAUCUGAUAAUAAUACUCCGUGGCUUGUCAUGGGGGAUUUUAAUUGUGUUUUGCGUAAUGAAGAAAAAGAGGGAGGCCGUCAACCGACAACUUCAGUCAUAAAUGAUUUUUGUGAUUGGAUGGAUGAUAGUGAUCUCUUUGAGGCAGAUUUUUUUGGUUCUAAAUAUACUUGGGCUAAUGGGAAAUCAGGUGUGCGUAGAAUCCUUUGUAAGCUGGAUAAAGCGGUAAUUAAUGAGGCGUGGCUUUCUAAAUUUGAGAAUUGGCGUUGUAAAGCUCUUCCCCGUGAAGUUUCUGACCAUUCUCCUCUUAUUGGCUAUCCGGUUGUUAAUGCUAGACCUAAGCGAGUUCCUUUUAGAGUCCAGAAGAUGUGGUUCACACAUUCAGAUUUCUUGCGUAUGGUUAUGGAGAGUUGGAAUGCUCCUGUUUCUGGGUCUCCUGCUUAUAUUUUUCCCUACAAUCUCAAGAGGCUGAAGAUUGCAAUGAAGGAGUGGAAUUUAAGGGUGUUUGGUAAUGUUUAUGCUAGGAUCAAACAUGCUAAAUUAACAAUGGAAGUAGCUCUUCGUAUUUCUGAUGAAGACUCGGAGGAUAUUUCCAAGCUGAAUUCUGCCAAGGAAGAUUUGACUACUCUUCAGGAGAUUCGAACUCAACAAGCUAUUAUGUUGAAAUAA
This is a messenger RNA of Papaver somniferum (opium poppy), 1014 nucleotides long. RefSeq lists its product as uncharacterized. The record is from RefSeq and is a predicted model, not a curated record. The transcript is spliced from 2 exons. Lineage: Eukaryota; Viridiplantae; Streptophyta; Magnoliopsida; Ranunculales; Papaveraceae. The coding region runs from base 1 to 1014 and encodes 337 amino acids.